CACCAGACCGCCUCCAUCUCGUAUCGCCAGCGACCUUUUACCCACUUCAUCGCUUCCCAUUCCUCACCUUCCUCGCCCUCGCUGCUCUCCGCCGCCGGCGCCGUGGACGCUGAGGCCGGCGGUACGAUCGAGCGUUCGCCGGGCACGGGGAUCCGGGAAGCUGCAUCUGCGUCCUUGAACGGCCUCGGCGACUUUUUCGCCGUGUCUCCCUCCAGGCACAGUUUGAGCCACUAUUCUAUCUGCCUCUGCAUCUCGGCCAUUCGGAGCUCAGAUCUCAUCCCAACGAAUCUGCAGCCGGUCGCAGCUACUCCUCAUCGGCGAUGGAUUUCAUCAAGGUUUUCGAUCAGACUGUGCGCGAGAUCAAGAGGGAGGUCAAUCUGAAGGUGCUCAAGGUCCCCGAGAUCGAACAGAAGGUACUUGAUGCCACAAGUGAUGAACCUUGGGGCCCCCACGGAACUGCUCUUUCAGAGCUUGCACAUGCUACCAAGAAGUUCGCGGAGUGCCAGAUGGUAAUGAAUGUUUUAUGGACUAGGCUGACUGAGAGAGGCUCAAAAUGGCGUCAUGUGUAUAAGGCAUUGACGAUUAUUGAGUACUUGAUAGCCAAUGGUUCUGAGCGGGCAGUUGAUGACAUUCUUGAUCAUUAUUCUAAGAUCUCUGUUCUUUCAAGUUUUGAGUAUGUGGAACCUAAUGGAAAAGAUGCUGGAAUAAAUGUGAGGAAGAAAGUAGAAACUAUUUUGGGCAUCCUAAAUGACAAGGAGAGAAUAAAGGCUGUGAGAGACAAAGCUUCCAGUAAUCGUGACAAGUAUGUUGGACUAUCAUCCACAGGGAUAACAUAUAAAUCAAGCUCAGCCUCAUUUGGUAGCAACUACAGUUCAGGCGAACGUUAUGGGAGUUUCAGUGGCACAAGGGAAUCUGACUCAUUUGGUGACAGUUACAGGGACAGAGAACUUGUUAAAACUUCCACAAGUAAUACUGGCAGCCAGAAAUCUGGCAGCAAGUUGAGAAAGGAUGCGAAGCCUGAUAGAAGAAAUGAGGACUAUAAUUCGCCCAGCUCCUUGAAGCCCCCAUCUAAUACAAACAGCAACGAGGAUGACUUCGACGACUUUGAUCCUCGUGGAUCGUCUUCAAAUGGCAAAGCUAAUGCUAAGACUAGCCAGGUGGAUCUUUUUGGCCCAAACUUGAUGGACGAUUUCAUUGAUGUGUCUGCAGCAGCUCCAGCAACAAAUAACGCUGUAGAACCUCAGGUCGAUCUGUUUGCUGAUGCAGAUUUCCAAUCAGCAACCGCAAGUACAGAGACAGCUGCACAUCCAGAUGUCCAGGACAAUGUUGAUCUUUUUGCGGAAAAGCCAACCUUCGCUGCAGCAUUUCCACCACAGACUGGGUUUAUUCCACCACCCAGUUCUGGGACAUCUUCUGAAGUAAAUACUUCCAUGUCCAAGAAUACAACUCCUGAACCUUUUGAUCCUUUUGGUGCUGUUCCUUUGAACAGUUUUGAUGGAUCUGAUCCAUUUGGCACCUUCAGCUCCAAUGUUGGAUCAUAUACUGCACCACCACCUGCACAGAGUUCUACUGCAAAAAUCAGCACAUCAAGCCAGAACCUUCAGGCUGCAUCGGACUUCGGUGCCUUUGUAUCGAACAGUGAGGAAGCAGCUAAAGACCCAUUUGAUAUUUCUUCAAGCAGCAUUGACGGGAAAACACCUUUGGCAGCUCCCAAGACUGAUGCAUCUGAUUUUGGUGCCUUUGUAUCUAACACAGAGGAAGCAACUAAGGAUCCUUUUGUUCUUUCUUCGAGUAGCAACCUUGGAAGGAUAGACCAAACACCCUUGGCAGCUCUCAAGCCUAAUACAAAGAAAGAAAACUUUCAGGUCAAGUCUGGCAUAUGGGCAGACUCCUUGAGCCGUGGAUUGAUUGAUCUGAACAUAACUGCACCCAAGAAGGUGAACCUAGCCGACAUUGGUAUUGUCGGUGGCCUCGGUGAUGGGUCCGAAGAGAAGGCUGCACCCUCUUGGACCAUGGGUGCAAGAUCUAGCCUAGGAAUGUCAGGCAUUCCAUCAUCUACACAAACCGGUGGCAUCGAGAGCUUAGCAAACUACAACAAGCAUCAAUUCGGCUUCAAAUGAGCUUUGAGCUUUUCGUACAGGAAAAUUUUCCAGUAGUUGCGGUUUCCUCCUCUGCCGGCCUGCCCCUUUUAUAUGCCUAUUGAUUCAAUUUCCUUUUUGUUCAUUUGGUGAUUUCAUCACAUUACAAUUUGCGUGGACCAAUCUUGGCCCGUGGCGUCACGCGUGAUGGUAUUUAUUGGGUUUGCGGGCAAGCAAAUCCCCACGCACACCCAGAUUCAGUUCGAUGAUACAUAUGGUUAUUAUGCAGCAUGUGUAAAUCCUGUGGCUUGCCUCUGCAUUUAUACAGCACCAUCUUUCAAUGCUUGAAUUGAAUUCAAUAAGAAUCUGUGCCCUUGUUGUUUA
Phragmites australis (common reed) is the source of this 2462-nucleotide messenger RNA. Its product is annotated as clathrin interactor EPSIN 1-like. The coding region runs from base 321 to 2120 and encodes 599 amino acids. Gene Ontology annotation, molecular function: clathrin binding; phospholipid binding. Gene Ontology annotation, biological process: endocytosis. The transcript is spliced from 11 exons. Gene Ontology annotation, cellular component: endosome; clathrin vesicle coat; plasma membrane. Lineage: Eukaryota; Viridiplantae; Streptophyta; Magnoliopsida; Poales; Poaceae. The record is from RefSeq and is a predicted model, not a curated record.